AUGUCCCGAACAUGUGCUAGGCAACAGAGAAUGCGUCAGCAAACUCUGAACGAAGAACGUAUGUCUCACGCGGACCAGGCAGCACGUCCAUCCGGUGAACGUCGAUCCAGCGGUUCCAAAUUGAUAAUUAGCAGUCCUACGCCUUCUGUAUAUCCAUUCAUGAACCAUGCAGCAUCCGUGUCUCAAAGUUCACCCCUGUCCGAUUCAAAUCCAGCGCGUAACCCAAAUCAGCCUACUCGAAGCGUAGGUGCAAGCGCGUUGUUGGCCUUUCUGAGCGGAUCCGAUCAUCGUGCGUCCUCACAAGCAGCAAAUACGAAUGCGUCUCAAUCAUCGCAGCAACCACAACAGCGGCAGCAACAACAACAGCAAUCGUCCCCGCACUCUGCACAAGAAAAAACCGUGAAUCCACAGCAUCCCUCCUCUGUUUUGGUCUCCACACGGCCAGGUCAGCUAAAUGGGAAUGCGGUUCCGGUCGUCACCUCCGUAUCCACCCUCCCGCCCGGCUGUUCGUCCACGGCUGUGGCGGCGGCGGCUAAUUCGGCGCAUUACUCAAACGCGACUCUCUCCACCCACACCGAUGACGAAGUAGUAGAUCAAUCACCCUCCCAGUCCCACGAAUCAUCAGGGAUUUUGUUGAAUUCGGUCUGCCCGAAUUCAGACGAAACUGGUUCCAAUCCGACACGGAAUUCUGACUCGGGACUACAGCAUGCCAACAAUUUCUUGCCAGUGGAUAUCAGCACGAUGGAUUUAGAAUCUACUGUAUCUCCGGCUUCGUCGGAUUUGAAUUCUCCUAUGGAGUCAUGUUUUCCCAAUAUUGCUGAGGAUCAGGAGAGCGACAGCUUUGAUUUGAACAAUAUCACCCCGUCUAUUCAUUUGUCUUCCUCGUUUGUUUAUCAUUGUUUUCGUUUGCUUUUUGGUACAACCCACGUUACUUGGCUUUCUCAUUUCGAAGCCGCACCCCCUAGUCGUCGCACAGUCAGGUGCGGAUUGCAAACUCAGUCAUUCGGUGUUGUCCGUGACUCACUAGGAGCUAAUUCAACUGGUGUAGAUUACGCCAAAGAAUCUAUUUAG
This is a messenger RNA of Echinostoma caproni, 1071 nucleotides long. Lineage: Eukaryota; Metazoa; Platyhelminthes; Trematoda; Plagiorchiida; Echinostomatidae. The record is from the annotation of a GenBank genome assembly.